Peromyscus leucopus (white-footed mouse) is the source of this 2644-nucleotide messenger RNA. It is a transcript of the gene Dnaja3, whose product is annotated as DnaJ heat shock protein family (Hsp40) member A3. The record is from RefSeq and is a predicted model, not a curated record. NCBI's taxonomy places the organism in Eukaryota, Metazoa, Chordata, Mammalia, Rodentia, Cricetidae. Gene Ontology annotation, biological process: response to heat; protein folding; mitochondrion organization. Gene Ontology annotation, molecular function: ATP binding; protein kinase binding; heat shock protein binding. Gene Ontology annotation, cellular component: mitochondrion. The transcript has 12 exons. Bases 60 to 1511 code for a protein of 483 amino acids.
AGGUGACCGGCUGAGCGGUCUAGGGACGGUCCGCGCAGGCGCAGUGUCCCCGGGCCAAGAUGGCUGCGCGGUGUUCCCCACGCUGGUUGCUAGUGGCGGUGGGGACCCCCCGACUGCCGGCUGCAGCGGGGAGAGGGGCCCAGCAGCCCCAGAGGGGCGUAGGGACAACAUUGACAACAUCGGUGGGUCGCAAGCUGAGCGUCUCUGCCUUCGGGCUUUCCGUGGGCGCUCACGGGCCCCGGGCGCUGCUGACAUUGAGACCGGGUGUCCGCCUCACAGGAACAAAAAGCCUCCCUUUUGCUUGUACUGCCUCCUUCCACACAAGUGCUUCCUUGGCCAAAGAUGAUUAUUAUCAGAUAUUAGGAGUGCCCCGAAAUGCCAGCCAGAAAGAUAUCAAGAAAGCCUAUUAUCAGCUCGCCAAGAAAUACCACCCGGACACAAAUAAGGAUGAUCCCAAAGCCAAGGAGAAGUUUUCCCAGCUGGCAGAAGCGUACGAGGUGUUGAGUGAUGAGGUGAAGAGGAAGCAGUAUGAUGCUUACGGCUCUGCUGGCUUUGAUCCUGGAGCCAGCAGCUCUGGGCAGAGCUACUGGAGAGGAGGUCCCUCUGUUGACCCUGAGGAGCUGUUCAGGAAGAUCUUUGGGGAGUUCUCAUCAUCUCCUUUUGGAGAUUUCCAGACUGUGUUUGAUCAGCCUCAGGAAUACAUCAUGGAGUUGACAUUCAACCAAGCCGCCAAGGGUGUCAACAAGGAGUUCACUGUGAACCUCAUGGACACCUGUGAGCGUUGUGACGGCAAGGGGAACGAGCCUGGAACCAAAGUGCAGCAUUGCCACUACUGCAGCGGCUCCGGCAUGGAAACUGUCAAUACAGGUCCUUUCGUGAUGCGGUCCACAUGUCGGAGAUGUGGUGGCCGGGGCUCCAUCGUCACGAGUCCUUGUGUGGUCUGCAGAGGAACAGGACAAGCCAAGCAGAAGAAGCGAGUGACAAUCCCUGUGCCUGCAGGAGUUGAAGAUGGUCAGACUGUAAGGAUGCCUGUGGGAAAACGAGAAAUUUUUGUCACAUUCAGGGUACAGAAAAGCCCUGUGUUCCGGAGGGACGGCGCAGAUAUCCACUCCGACCUCUUUAUUUCAAUAGCUCAAGCUAUUCUUGGGGGUACAGCCAAAGCCCAGGGCUUAUAUGAGACAAUCAAUGUGACGAUCCCUUCUGGGAUUCAGACCGACCAGAGGAUUCGCUUGUCUGGAAAAGGCAUCCCCCGGAUUAAUAGCUAUGGCUAUGGCGACCACUACAUUCAUAUCAAGAUCAGAGUUCCAAAGAGGCUAACCAGUAGGCAGCAGAACCUGAUCCUGAGCUAUGCCGAGGAUGAGACUGAUGUGGAGGGGACAGUGAAUGGUGUCACCCACACAAGCACUGGUGGCAGAACCAUGGAUAGCUGCGCAGGAAGCAAGGAUAGGCGAGAGGCUGGGGAGGACAAUGAGGGAUUCCUUUCCAAACUUAAGAAAAUGUUUACUUCCUGAUACCCCUGCUGAGGAAAACGAUCAGCUGGAAACUAGAUGAGGAGCAACAGCCCCUCUCCAUGGCCAGAGCAUCUGACACAGGAGGACCCCAAAAUAGCAGCAUGGAGCCCUGCCUACACAGCCCUCUGAACCGUUACUCAGCAACAGCAAAACUAUGUGAGGACACCUCUCUACACAGAAGGUCAUGGUGACCGCCCCUAGGCAGUGAUGUGUGGCCUUUGGGCUGCAGAGAUAUCCUGUCCACUGGUAGGUGACAUGCUUCUGGUUUAGGCAGGGUACAAUACUUGGACUCUUCUUGCAGCACUAAAAAUAAUCUGGAAUCGCAUGUAAUAGAGAGCUUAAAAAAAUUAAAGGCCGUGCUUACAGCUUAAAAUGAAGCCUUAAGCUGCACAGCAUUGUGAAGUGAUUAGUUCCCUCUCAACAAACCUCGUGGAGGUUCUGAAAUGUCCUUCCCAACAGGUAGUCUUCUUAGGCCCCAGAGGCGGCACACCCCACCAGUGCCAUCCUCCCUGACGGGCUCUGCUGAGGGCCUGUCACUGCCCUUAGAGUUGGUUUGCUUUUGUUUUAUUGAAGGUACCAAGCAGCUGGAGAGUGGGCACUGGGGCCCUGGGAGGCAGAGUUGUGCAACACAGUCCUCUAUCCACUUCACCUCAGAUGGCAGCUUGCCUGACGCUGAUUAGAUUGUUCUAGUUUAGUGUGGGGGUGUUUCCUGCCCUGUUGGACCAAAGUUACCAUGGUCAUGUGGGACAGCCUUGAGCCUCUGGAGACCCCGACCUUUGCCAGCCAGGGCUUGGUUCUCCCCUCUUCCACUGCUGACAUUUGAUUUUCACGGUGUAUUUAAAUUACUCAAUGGUAAGAAUCAUUGUCGUCUCCUGUGUAAAUGUUGAGGGAAGCACACUGUGCAGAGCACCUCACUUCCGGCCUCUGCUGGUAGCAUGUUGCAGUUUCCGUGUUCCAAGGUCUUGGAGCUGGUGUAAGACAGGCUAAUAAAGAACACUUUCUCUGUAGUUUCUUUCUUUUCCUUUAUAAUUUACAAAAGUAAAGCAUUUCUUAGUGUCUGAUUUAAGAAUGUAAAGUGAUUCUGUAUCAAUGUAAAUAAGAUGAUCUACUACAAAAGAUAUUUAAAACCAAAA